AUGUCCAAUCCGAAUGGAAUAUAUGAUUGCUUCCACUCUAGUGCCUCCAAGAGCUUAAUGAAUUUUUUUAAGCCUGAUUAUGAUUCUGCUGCAGCUGCUUUUGAGAAAGCAGCCUUAAUAUACAAACAAUUAAAACUGCCAGCAAAAGCGAUCCAAUGCUAUUCUCAAUGUGGUGAAUGUUUCGGUAAAUGUGGAAUAUAUUACAAAUCGGGAUCGGCUUUUGAAAACGCAGCUGCAUUAUGUAAGGAUCUGAAAGAAUUUGAUAAGGCUUCAGAGUUAUACAGUAAAGCUUUCCAGAUGUAUGUGGAUGAUGGAAAAGGAAAUAGAGCAGGGGAAGCCUUGGUCAAAGGCGCAAAGGUAAUGGCAGAAUCAGGCGCAAUUGCUCAAGCCGUCGAACUUUACAAAACUGCUCUUGAAAGCAUUUCUACAAGCGGGUAUCACAACGCCAUGAACACGUUUAGAUCGUUUAAUAGCUUCCUUCUUCAAAAUUCUCUCUUUGAAGAAGCCAUUCAAAACGCAUUGGAAAUGAUGAAGGGUUACAAAGAUCUGAAUCAAAAGGAUGGUGUUUGUAAAUCAUGCACCACAAUUAUUCUUAUUUGCUUGGCGAUGGACGAUUAUGUAAGAGCAGAGGAAUUUCAAAAGCGAUUUUCAAACGAGGAGAGCGACUAUUUGUCGUCUCCUGAAUACGAUAUAAGCAAUGAUUUUCUUGAGGCUUUCGAACGAAUGGAUCAAAACCUGCUCGAGAAUGCAAAAACCAAUAAUCAGUUGAAAUAUCUUGAAAGAGAGGUUUACAAAAUGGCAUCUAAAAUGAAAAUAACAUCUAACCUUGCUACCUUAGGUGCCUCUUCAACAAGGUCAGCAAACAGAGUAAAUGAAAAGAAAAACAUGUUACUGGCUGAUGAAAUCAUUGAAGAGGACGAUGAAGAUAUAUCGAAGGACAUGGAUAGAUUGAUUGUGAACAACAACUCAGACAACGAAAAUGAUGAUCCCUUUGAUCCAGAUGAUUUGACUUGA
This is a messenger RNA of Naegleria lovaniensis, 1014 nucleotides long. RefSeq lists its product as uncharacterized. Gene Ontology annotation, molecular function: soluble NSF attachment protein activity; syntaxin binding. Gene Ontology annotation, biological process: intracellular protein transport. The transcript has 2 exons. Gene Ontology annotation, cellular component: vacuolar membrane; SNARE complex. The record is from RefSeq and is a predicted model, not a curated record. Bases 1 to 1014 code for a protein of 337 amino acids. Lineage: Eukaryota; Heterolobosea; Eutetramitea; Acrasida; Naegleriidae.